AUGUUCAGAUACGUAUUCUGGAUUACUAGUCUUCUAAAGGGUGCACUGGAUUUCAUACUCCAGAAAACUUCGUUAUCGUCAUCAUCUGUGCCGGAAACUAGCGACCAGGAACUAAUAAGCAGAGUAGAGUAUUCGGAGUCUGGGGAAUCGGUGGAGUGUCCGGUCUGUUUGUGUCAGAUUGUAGGAGGAGAAGAGAUCGGAGAACUACGAUGCGGCCAUCUGUUUCACGGGGUCUGCAUGGACAGAUGGCUCUCGUUUAAGCACUCCACGUGCCCGCUUUGCCGGGAUUGUUUGGUUCCGAGUACAACUUUCACCCCGUACGGAGCUCAAGUGAUUCUGUUCAAGUUUUACUCGUUUGGUCCCGGAGACGGUGAUACUGAUACUGACACGUGGUGGUUGCGGUGA
Tripterygium wilfordii is the source of this 405-nucleotide messenger RNA. Its product is annotated as E3 ubiquitin-protein ligase RHA2B-like. Bases 1 to 405 code for a protein of 134 amino acids. The record is from RefSeq and is a predicted model, not a curated record. NCBI's taxonomy places the organism in Eukaryota, Viridiplantae, Streptophyta, Magnoliopsida, Celastrales, Celastraceae. Gene Ontology annotation, molecular function: ubiquitin protein ligase activity. The transcript has a single exon. Gene Ontology annotation, biological process: protein ubiquitination.